Mytilinidion resinicola is the source of this 1432-nucleotide messenger RNA. RefSeq lists its product as uncharacterized. The record is from RefSeq and is a predicted model, not a curated record. Lineage: Eukaryota; Fungi; Ascomycota; Dothideomycetes; Mytilinidiales; Mytilinidiaceae. The coding region runs from base 82 to 1281 and encodes 399 amino acids. The transcript has a single exon.
AACAAUUCUGCCACUCUACAACCCCCAAUUCGAAUCACACAAUCAACUUCCUCAAUCAACUCACCCCCAGCAACCGCAAUCAUGCCCGUGGUUGAACAGAUCAAGAACAAGGUCGAGAACAUCCUGCACAAGGACUCCAACACCACCGGCACCACUGGCACGACGGGCACGACGGGUACGCAUACAGGCGUUACCGGCUCGCAUACCAACACUGGCCUCGGCCAUUCUGCCAACAAUGAGCACGCCAGCCUGCUAGACCCCGCUGGCCGCACUGGAGAGACGACAUAUGGCAACACUGGCCAUGCCACUACUGGAACUCACACUGGCGCUCACACCGGCACCCACACCGGUGCUCAUACCCACUCUGCCAACAAUGGACCGCACGACUCUGCUAUUGCGAACAAGGUCGACCCACGCGUUGACUCGACGACCGGCACGACUGGAGGCUAUGGCAACCAAGGCCUGACGGCUCACUCUACCGCCACAGGGGCUCCUCACUACAGCCAUGCCGCGAACACCGUCGACCCUACGGUGAAUACCGGCCAGUCGACUACCCACUCCGGAGGCCUGACCGGAAACACCCACUCCGGCGGCCUCACUGGCAACAGCGCCACGCACACCUCUCACACUGCCAACAACGGCCCCCACGAUACCGCUAUAGCGAACAAGCUCGAUCCCCGUGUCGAUUCCACGGCUGGGACCUAUUCGUCAAACACUCACACCGGCACCGCCACGGGAGGCUACGACGGCACCCACGCUGGCGGCCUGACCGGCGGCAACACCACGCACACUCGCACCGCCAACAACGGCCCGCACGACUCUGCUGUUGGCAACAAGCUCGACCCGUGCGUUGACUCUACGACUGGCGGCUACGGCAACACCCACACAGGUACGACCGACGGUCUUACCGGCAACUCAGGCACCACCGGCGGCCUUACCGGUCACUCAGGUACCACUGGCCGCUACGGCGACACCCACACAGGUGGUCUUGCCGGUCACUCAGGCACCACGGGUGGUCUUACCGGCCAUUCAGGCACCACUGGCGGUCUCACCGGUCACUCUACCACCGCCCACGGUGUCCCAACCCACAGCCACACUGCCGGCGCGCCGCAGUACAGCAACGAGCUUCCCGGCCCUGCAUUCAACACUGCCGGCCCGCACAAGUCGGACUUGCUCAACAAGGCCGACCCCCGCGUUGACUCUGACCUGGAUGGCUCGAAGACUACUGGCGGCAACAAGACCUACGCCUCUGGUCAGUCUGGCCAAACUGGCCAGUACUAGACUGCUGGUCUAGCUUUGGUUCAUGACUUCUCCUUUGUUUCUUUCAUGACGGCGAUGACAUCGGGAUGGGAAUGGAUGCUCCCUGCUACGGCAGAAGAUGCGGAUAAGGCAUUGUAUUAGUAGUACCAAUCAGAACGAUUCUGAAAACACC